Messenger RNA from Larimichthys crocea (large yellow croaker), 4193 nucleotides. It is a transcript of the gene ube2f, whose product is annotated as ubiquitin-conjugating enzyme E2F (putative). The coding region runs from base 314 to 868 and encodes 184 amino acids. Lineage: Eukaryota; Metazoa; Chordata; Actinopteri; Sciaenidae. The transcript is spliced from 10 exons. The record is from RefSeq and is a predicted model, not a curated record.
CAAUAACGGCCGCAAUUGCCUGCUCUUCCGUUGCCCAUGACACCGGAACGAAGUUCUGACAGCUGAUCCUCAAUCAGUUCACAUCCGCUGCGAAAGCCCCGAAAAACCCUCGUUCACACAUUAAUGUGCGGCUCCUCACCGCGGGACGGGCCUCCUGUAACCUCCGGCUGGUGUCGCAGACGUGAAGAGAGGAGGGCAGCGGAGCAUGGUGUAGCCCGGAGCGGCAGCUCGGAGACAGCAGGCUUUUGAGCAGCAGCACAGUGCAGCACAGUGCAGCGUGGGGCAGACCGAGGCAGAUCACAGCAGUGUAGCCAUGCUUACGUUGGCCAGUAAGCUGAAGAGGGAUGAUGGAGGAAAGACGGGCCGUGCCUCCGGAACCUCAGACUCCACCCACAGGGUCUCCAUCAGGGACCGACUCCUUACCAAAGAAGUUGCAGAACUUGAAGCCAAUCUCCCUAGUACAUGCAAAGCCAGUUUCCCAGACGAGGACAAGCUGCAUCAUUUUCAGCUGGCAGUGUCUCCCGAUGAGGGUUACUACCAAAGUGGAAGGUUUCAGUUUGAAAUAGAUGUCCCAGAAGCCUAUAACAUGGUGCCUCCUAAAGUGAGAUGUCUGACCAGAAUAUGGCAUCCUAACAUCACAGAGAAUGGAGAGAUCUGCUUGAGCUUAUUGCGGGAACACUCUAUUGAUGGCACAGGCUGGGCCCCCACCAGAACAUUAAAGGAUGUGGUCUGGGGACUGAACUCCUUGUUUACUGACCUGUUGAACUUUGAUGACCCGUUGAACAUUGAUGCAGCAGAACAUCAUUUGAGAGACAAGGAGGAUUUUCGGAAUAAAGUUCAAGAUUACAUCAAGCACUACGCCAGAUGAUAGACGCAUCGGCUACCUACAUCAGCCUGCACCAACCAACCAAACUGCUCUACCUUGCCUCUGCUUAUCUUGGCCAACUCCCCCCCCCUCCUUGUGUGAAUCAACAGCUGACUCUUUGACUCUUAAUACUCCCCUCUUCUUGAUACCACAAGCCGCCCACGCCCUGCUGUUGCAAUAAACUCCAUGUUGCAGGAACAAAAUAAUAAUAAAAAAAAAAAAGGAAAUAAAUUAUGCGUUUGAGGAAGGGCUUGCAUACAAAAGAAAAAUAUGCUUAUAUUAUCCUUAUCAAUUGAGUGUUGCAAUGACCACAGUGUCUGUUCAUUGUGGCAAGUUCACCGAAUGACGCUGCCUCGCUGAGCCUCUCGGAGACGAGCCGUGGCAACGACAAGGCGAGGGAUGUGAUGCGAUGAUUCACCGGCGCUUAAAAAAAAAAAUAAGGAGAGAAAAAAAAAAUGAAACGGAAGACACAAUCAGCUGUUCAAGAGAAAGAAUAUCCGUUACUAUCAGUUCUCUGUUCCAGUGCCUGCCAUGUUUGUGUCGCUCAAGAGAAAUUGCAUGUGAGUUACGUAUAUAUGCACACACAGACACACACACACACAUCCUGUAGUAAAAGGUGAACACAUUCGGUACAUACGCGGCCCCACUUGACAGCAUGUGAAUGAGCACAUUGUCCCGUUCUGUUGUCAUCCUCCUUGCAUGUGCACACACACUUACACACACGCACAACGACAAAAAAAGAAGAAGAAACUCACAUGCAGACCUUCUUUGUUUUCAGCUCCAGUGGGAUGAAGUAUGACUACUAAAACCACAGCCAAAUGUAUUGUACUGUUUUCAGCUUCACCUCCUCUUCCUCUCCUCACUGUCCUUUUUUUGUCCUCCCUACCAUCUGUCUGUUUCACCCACACGGAAACACACACACACACACACCUUGUUCCAUUGAGGAUGGAGAGGUUUAUUCAUACUCAGUCAGAAAGUACGAUGACAUUGACACAUUUUUGGUGUGUUUGCUCUGUACUCCUUCACAGUGGGUGUGAAAUGAAGCAAUAACUACACGUUUAAAGAACUGAUUUAGACUAAAUUUGACAAACAGUACAUGCGCUUUUUGUACAGUGGCCCCCAGGUUUAACAGACAAGAUGUUAUUGAACAUGUGAACAUAAACAUAAAGAGGCUAUGAUAGAUAUAAGUAUCAGAUUGCAAUGUGAGAAAUACUGUGAAAUGGGUCCCUUGUCGGAUCUACAGCUCCCGUCAGUUUACAGAGCCGUAUAGUGUGUUUGCGCUCAUCGUUUUAUUCACCAACCCUCGUAAUCUUGUUUUCAGUUAAAUGCUGUAAAAAGGUCAAUGCAUACUUCCUGCAAAGCACCAAACAACAACAACAACAGACAUACACUGUUGGAGAGUAUCUGGUGAACAUAGUCAAGCAUAGUAAAGCCAGGAGUUUCACUCAGGAGUUGGUAGAGACCAAAAACAGAGGGAAAAAAAAGAGAGACUAAAAGAUUGGAGCUACAUUUAGCAAGUGGACAGAGAGAGGGCUCCAAAUAAGUAACAACAUUGCUCUGUAACUGCUUGACGUGGGUAAAUAAGCAACAGUUUGCUUAAAAGAGUCAUCACAAUUUGUGCUGCCCCUCCUAAAAUCCUCGGGAUUCUUGUCCUGCACUGUUCGCUCAACGUGAACACCUCAAAACAGACUUAAAACUGAAAGUCAGCACUUUAACCUGGCAGUCAUUGUUUCAUUUCAGCGUCAUUGUUCUACAAUAUGGAGCAAGUACUUUAUAACUGCACUGUCUAUCACUUAUUCUGGUUGUUGUGGGAUACUUCCCAAGCUGUAGUGUGUCUUUCUAAAAAGGACCGCACUCCAUCCUCUCGUUCUCUUUGUGUGUGUGUGUGGACUGUAUGUUUUCACUGUUUUGGAGUCAAUAGCAGAGGUUCAUGAAGGCACUCACAUAGCAAGUAAACACAGGAUAGAUAGGGAAACUAGUUAUCUAUAAAUAGUAAAGUAAGUGGUUGUCACUCUGUACUUUUGCGUACGUGGUACAUACAAUGUAAGGGGGAUAACAUAUGUUAGGUUACAGUCACAAAGCUAAUUCUCAUGACACUGGAGGCGUUGCUCCUUUUAAACUAAACAAGACGAUGCUCAUUAGGCCCCUCGUUAGAUGGUUAGCUUACUAUCGAAUAGGAAAAGGCGCUGCUGUGAAUUGACUAGAGUAGAUGACGAGGUGCACUGCACUGUGGGACACCUCCGGAGAUAUCGAGCUAACCAGAUAACCUCAAACUAUUUUUAUGAACCUCUGCCGUUGUGGAUUUUGGCCAUAAAAUGCAUGUUCACUUUGUGUGUGUGUGUGUGUUUGUGUGUUAAAGAGAGAAAGAAAGGGAGACUGUCACUCAAUUAGCCAGUGAGGGUGUGUGUGUGUGUGUGUGUGUGUGUGUGUUUUGCUCAGCCCUGGCUAACGUUGUGCCUCUAGUUUGAGCCGUAUAUCUGAACAUUAAGACUGUUCUCACUCCAUUCAGCUUUGUGUUCACACGUCUGCAUGAGGCAAAGUCUACGUGAUCAGCCAGUGGUGCGUUUUUACUAAAGGAUGUCAGAAAUGUAGUUGCUGAAAAGGGUUUUGAAAUUUUUACGUUGGGAGAUGUAUGUGUACGCGUGAAUGAAGAUUGAACAUUUUGGUGAAAUCCCGUGCUUGUUGAGCGUGUGUGAGCAGUUACAGUAUGACGUGUCGAAAUGAUGUGACUUGUUAGCAUGCUCUGGUUCCCUCUUUUUUUUUUUUUUUCUUUUCGUUAUUCUGGCCCAGAGUUAAACAGCUCAAGUUAUUAUUGUUUUCCUCGUGAAAUGAAACAUAUUCAACACAGACAAGACCGGCUUCUGCCAAAAUAAAGGAUCUAAGAAUAUGACAAAGAUCCAUAGAAAGCACAUGUGAAUGUGGGCGCUCCAUGGCAUUUCUCAGCAUGGUUUCAGUCCACUCAAACCUUGACGGCUAAUGUAACUGCCUGUUAAUAUAAAGCCACCCUGUGUAAUCACCAUGACAGUUAAUUGUCAUGCCUGUUGCCUCCAGGAUAUAGCCCGAUGCUCUGUACUUAAUCUUAGCCUUACUAAUACUCUGAUUUCAGCUUCCUAUUGAAUGCUUUGUCAUACGUCCUUUAAUUUGGCAGUCAGCAGUGUUUGUUUGUUUGUUUGUUUUCCCAGGAUAUUAUUGCAAAAUGUCUGCUUGGGCUAACUCCAUCUUUGGGCCAGGAGAGGAAGAUUAACAACCUGUUUGUCAAAUCCUCAAGCGUUUCUUUCUCAGAUUGUAUAUCCAUUUUUUAAGAUAUAUUAAAGAGAAUCUAAAUAAA